CUUAAGUUCUUAGACGGCGCUAUUACAACUUAAUUGUGCUGAGCCCUGUUUUCCUUAAAAAAUUGGUGGCGCUCUUCGAAACCAUGCCUAUUCCAAAAGUUACAUGAAGUCUCCAUUUUGAUGCAAUAAUGUUGGUGUAUUUUUCACCUUUUUAGUCUGGCAUGUUACCCAAUCUGGAGUUGGUGGGCCAGCACUAGGGAGAGGAGGAGGUCACAAAAGUGAAUCACUAAACAGAGACGAUUGCAGACCUCUGAAAGAAUGCCACAGUUAAAGAAUGUGAAGAGCAACAACAGGAAAAGGAGAGGGCAAUCAACAAUGGAGAUAACCAUUACAGUGGAGGGAAGAAAAAGACAGCAGCUUAACAGAAGGCCGACCAAUUGGCAGUAGUAAUAGGCCCGUCCAUUGGUUCAAAGCAAGUUAAUGACAAUGCCCUACCGAGUAGCUGUCAUUGCUUAUUACAAGCCAAGAUUCAGUGGGAUAGACGAGACAGGAAUGGAUUAAAGGCAGUGUCAAUCAUGUGGGAUCAAAACAGACAUGAUAUAAGGGGUAAAGUUGCCUGAUUCUUGCAAGGUGCAAAGCAGUAAAGAAGGAUAAUGCCAAUACAGUUGAACAUGUAAACAAAAGUCGCAUGUGCGUAAGCAAAAACAGAAAUGUCAAACGACAAGAGGCUUGAAAUUAUUAAUUAUGAGCCCAACCAGGGAGAAAGCUGUCCCCAAUGGAAAAAUGCAAAGAAAUUGGCAAACAAUAAUGAACCAAACAAUGAAAAAGCAGCCACACUGCAACAAAAUAAAAAAAAUAAAAUGAUUCAAACAUGGAAAAAGUGGUGAUUCUGAGCCCCAACUGUACUGUAUACAUGUAUGUAAAUCAGCCGCACAAUGCCAACCGGAGCAUGGUUGCUUGCAACAAAUGUUCUGGCUGGUAUCAUUUGUUGAUACAUACCGGUAGAUCUUGAGCCAGAAGGCAAGGAUGAAUCAUUCAUGGAUAAUGUUACGUUUUAUUGCAGAAUGAAUGGUUGUAAUUCAGGAAAACUUUCAUUUUGAUCAGCUUCAGACAGCACAAGUGACAAUAAUGAAUUGGGCAUAACUUCCGUACGACACAAAAACCAAUUUCAGGUGAGUGAGUGAAACUCUCAGGAAACGAACGAUGAAGAUGAAAGACCAGGCGUAAAAAUACAUGUACAUGUAAACAGCACAAACACAAAAAGUUUUUAGAAAUACCCUUGAAAAGAGCAGAUGACAGUGAACAUUACAAUUGUAAGAUUAAAAGUUCAAAGUUGAGGAGGACUAAUAAUCCUUCCUUGAGGAGGACUCCUAAUCCUUCAUGGGAGGCAUCUGUACACAGAUGCCUCCCAUGAAGGAUUAGGAGCAGUACUCUACCAAGAACAGGACGGCAAGAAACAGGUUAUUGGCUAUGGAUCACGAACCUUGAGCCCUGCCGAAAGGAACUACCACCUACACUCUGGCAAGCUCGAGUUCUUGGCUUUGAAGUGGGCUGUUACUGAGCGAUUACUUGUACUACACACCCAGCUUCACCGUGUACACAGGCAAUAAACCACUCACCUACAUUCUCACCUCAGCCAAACUCAAUGCAACAGGGCACCGAUGGGUGGCAGAACUUGCCGAUUUUAACUUUAAGAUCAAGUACCGCCCCGGACGAAACAAUGCCGAUGCUGAUGUGCUGUCUCGACUCCCUUUGGAUAUUGAUGAGUAUAUGACCCAGUGUACCAGUGAGAUUACCACUGAUCACAUCAGUGCUGCAACCCAGGCUAUCACCGUGAGAGAGUCAGUCUUCUGUCCCUGGGUGACGGCAGUAACGUGUGUGCCACAUAACCCGGAUGAUGAGAUGACUCCAAUCAAGAAAGUCAGUAAGCCAGAGCUGAGGGCAGCUCAGGAGCAGAUGAAAUUAUUCGUCCUGUUCUCCAUCAUGUGAGUAAUACAUGUAGAUGGCAACUGGGCAGAUGUGACCGGAUUGGACGACACCCAGACACCACUAUUCUCCUUCGUGACUGGCACAAGCUCGGCAGAGACGAAGAUGGGGUCUUAUAACGCAGAUCAGGUGGAAGGUGCCAGGUUGUUCUUCCUCGCAAGUAUCACCGCCUGGUUUACAGAGAGCUGCAUGAGGAGAUGGGCCACCUAGGGGCUGAACGUGUCAUACAUCUGGCAUGUGACCGUUUUUAUUGGCCCCAUUUGCAAAUGGACAUUGAACACUUCGUCACAACCCCUCCGUAGGAUUGUUACGACGGCACCCUUUGAAGUUUUCUCCAUCGAUUUUGUCCACCUGGAGAAGAGCGUCGGGGGGGGGUAUGAAUACAUUCUGGUGCUCGUUGACCACUUUACCCGGUUUGCACAAGCUGACCCGACAACUAAUAAGUCUGGCCGGACUGCAGGUGACAGAAUCUUUAAUGAUUAUGUCCUCAGAUUUGGAUUCCCGCACAAACUGCAUCAUGAUCAAGGGAGGGAGUUUGAAAAUCAGCUAUUUCAAAGGCUACAGAAGCUAAGCGGUAUCACACCAUCACGAACAACUCCCUAUCACCCCCAGGGCAAUGGCCAGGUCGAGCGGUUCAGUCGUACGUUACUGGGAAUGUUGCGGAUCCUACCAGAAAAAGACAAGUCACACUGGAAGGAAUCGGUGAACAAGAUGGUCCACGCAUAUAACUGCACUCGUUCGGAUGCAGUGGGUUUUUCACCUUUCUUCCUCCUGUAUGGUCGACAACCGCGCCUACCCAUUGACCUCGCCUUUGGCUUACACAAGAAGGUGGGAUUUCCCCAAGAUCACCAAAAGUACAACCAGCGUUGGAAGAAGCAAAUGGCAGAAGCAUACGAGUUGGCUCGGCAGAGUGCUGCAAAGUCUGCUGCUCGUGGUGAAUCCAACCAUGAUCGAAAGGUGUCCUCCAACCUGGUGACAGAGUCCUAGUGCGGAACCUCAAUGAAACUGGAGGACCAUGUAAGCUCCGAGCCCACUGGGAAAAAGAAGUCCAUUCUGUGGUGAGGCAACUGGGUGACAACUUGCCUGUAUACGAAUUGGUCCCCGUGAAUGGAAGGGGAAGGAGACGGACCCUCCAUAGAAACCUGUUGUUGCCAUGCAACAAUCUCAUUGUGGAGGAAGAGACAGCACCAAGGCAACCACCACCACGACCAGCCCCACGGACACAGAGCCAAGUUGUCCAGGACUCUCGACUCGGAGAGGACCACUCCAGUAGCUCCGUUGAGGAGUAUGUAGACUUCGUCCAUACACCACAACAGCGGUCCUCCCAUGAAGUGCCCCCAGUCCCUGCCCCCAGUCCCUGCCCCCAGGAGAGAACGGUACACUAAACCACUCAACCAUGAGACAGAGUUUAUUCCAGCUGCAAACCAGAGGACAACACAUAGAACUGAUAGGCACUUUGCGGCAAUGCGUCAUACCGAUGCCCCCUCGUCAGCAGACGCCCAUUUUCCAGCCGACGCCCCCAUCACUGCCAAUGCUCCCACUACAGCCGACAGCCACCCUCCAGCCGGUGCCCUUGCACCAGCAGACACCCCAGAACAAGCAAACACACCGGGACCAGCCAGUGCAUUAGGACCAGGCGAGGCAUCAGAACCAGCAAAUGUACCAGUGCCAGACGAUGCAUCAGAACCAGCCAGUGCACCAGGACCAGCCAAUGCAUUAGAGCCAGCCAACGCAGUGGAACCAGCUCACGCGCCGGAACCCGCCGAUCUACCAGGUCCAGACAAUGCACUGGAACUAGCCUCUUCAUCAAGGCCAGCCCACGCACCGGGACCAGCCAACUCAGCCAGACCAGUCAAUACACUGGGACCAGUUGCAACAGGACCAGGGAACACCAGCAAGCCACCUGACGCUCUAGACCCUGCAUUUACAAAGCACCGCAGCUACGCGACAAGGCAUCGACAACCCCCACAGCCUUUGACCUAUCGACAGUUAGGUGAGUCACAACAGCACCAAGGAGAGGUCAACACCAUUGACUGGAGGAAUGGCCCACCUUUUCAAUACCCAAUGUUGCCGUGGCCUCAUCCCCUGAUGACAGGACCUGCACCCUGCACCAUGUGGCCACAAAACUUGAUGCCAUGGGCUACCCCAAUGACGACACCCGCUUGUAACUCUACUGGAUGCAGAUGCAACCAUGAUAACUGUGGUCCCCGCCGUCAGUAACAUGCAAAGGCACCACACAAAGCAAAGACUUUGGGUUCCUCAUGUUCAACAACAUGUGGUGCUAAUUAAGGGGACACUUGUUGAAUUAUUAGCAUGGACUAAUUGGUCACUUUUCCAUUGUAGGCUUGCGUUGAUGUUGAGGACAACAUUAAAUUUUCCUGGGGAGAGUGUAGAGGACCCAUGCAAGAUACACAUAGAGGGUCCCUUCCUUUUUUGUUGUGGCCCAAGGUUCUACAGGCACCCCCUUAUUUUUUUGUACCCUCACAACUGUUUAUUUGGUGCCACAUAUAAACCACUGUUGUAUGUGUAAGCUUUCUCUAAGCAGGAAACAGUCACAGACUUUCAAGUAAAAGAUGAUGCAACUUCCUGUCAGGCACUGGGAGGUUGGUGUGGGAGCCUUUGUUCUGGGGCCAUUCUAUCCCCAGACUUCAAGGAGUGCAGAACAUUGACCCUACACCAAGCUCAACCAGUGUCUGAUUGCUUUCAUUCUUUACAGAAUACUGGAGAUAGAUUAAUGUACACCCCUGGGUAACUUUUAGCGGGUUUACUCCGGGUGUAACAAUAUGGAUGAGGGCAAAGUUUCCAUUCUGGUUUUUCUUGAUCAAAAUCUAAUUGAUUUUAACUAUGGUACAUGUAGGUCUUAUUUAUUUCUUAUUUAUUUAUUUAUUCAUUUAGAUAUGUAUUUCUUUAUUUAUA
Molecule: messenger RNA, 4842 nt
Organism: Acanthaster planci (crown-of-thorns starfish)
Lineage: Eukaryota; Metazoa; Echinodermata; Asteroidea; Valvatida; Acanthasteridae
Product: skin secretory protein xP2-like
Source: RefSeq, a predicted model, not a curated record